Papaver somniferum (opium poppy) is the source of this 1723-nucleotide messenger RNA. RefSeq names its product apyrase 2-like. The transcript is spliced from 9 exons. Gene Ontology annotation, molecular function: nucleoside diphosphate phosphatase activity. The coding region runs from base 157 to 1551 and encodes 464 amino acids. The record is from RefSeq and is a predicted model, not a curated record. Gene Ontology annotation, biological process: nucleoside diphosphate catabolic process. NCBI's taxonomy places the organism in Eukaryota, Viridiplantae, Streptophyta, Magnoliopsida, Ranunculales, Papaveraceae. Gene Ontology annotation, cellular component: membrane.
UCUUGAUCGUCGCAUUAAAUCAAACUCCCAGUUUUUCUUCUUCUUCUACUCUGUUCUCUUCUCUAGAUCCAAAUUCUGGAAAGAGAGAGUCCGAGAAAGAAGAAAAUCUAGGGAUUUCAUUUCACCAUCAUCAUCUUCAAUUGAAUAAUAAUAACAAUGAGGAGAAACAGACAAGAAACAAUGUCAGAAAAGAUGUACAGAUUUAGAGGAUUGAUUUUAGUAGUAUCAGUACCAUUACUUCUAAUCACAUUUGUUCUGUUUUUAAUGCCUCAUUCAUUUCAAAAUGAAGAAGAUGUUAUUGUUAAUCGGAAAGUAAAUCCUGUUACUGCUGGAUCUAAAUCUUAUGCAGUCAUUUUUGAUGCUGGUAGUUCUGGUAGUAGAGUUCAUGUCUAUUGUUUUGAUAGUAAUUUGAAUCUUGUUCCUAUUGGAGACGAUCUCGAACUCUUCAUUCAGAAAAAACCAGGGUUGAGUGCUUAUGCUAGUGAUCCAUACUUAGCUGCAGAAUCACUUCAGUCGCUGUUACAGAAAGCCGAGAAUGUGAUUCCGAAGGAAUUACUUAGGAAAACACCAGUUAGAGUUGGGGCAACAGCGGGUUUGAGGCAAUUGAAAGGCGAUGCAUCAGAGAGGAUUUUGGAAUCGGUGAGAGAUUAUCUUAGAGAGAAUAGUACAUUGAAAUCAAGUCCUGAUGCAGUCACCGUUUUGGAUGGGACUCAAGAAGGUGCGUUUCAGUGGGUUACGAUAAACUACCUGCUAGGGAAUUUGGGAAAGAAAUAUACAAAGACAGUUGGAGUAGUUGAUCUUGGAGGUGGAUCUGUUCAAAUGGCAUACGCUAUCUCAGCUGAGGAUGCUGAAAGAGCUCCAAAACCAUCAGAUGGGGGUGCGUACGUGAAGGAACUGUUUCUUAAGGGAACCAAAUACUACCUAUAUGUGCACAGUUACUUGCGUUAUGGAUUACUAGCAGCUAGAGCAGAGAUUAUCAAGGCAGGAGAUGGCUCUGGCAAUCCCUGCAUCUUGUCUGGUUAUCAAGGUUCUUACAAAUAUGGUGGAGCCGAUUAUGAUGCAUCAGCUUCUCCUUCUGGCUCCAAUGUGAAGCAGUGCCAGAGAGUAGCUUACAAGGCUCUAAAAAUUGAUGAACCAAAGUGCACAGCGAUGAAGUGCACAUUUGGUGGGAUAUGGAAUGGCGGUGGUGGGGAUGGACAGAAAAAUUUAUUUGUUGCCUCAUUUUUCUUUGACCGUGCUGCUGAGGCUGGUUUUGUGAAUCCGAAACUCCCUACGGCUCAGGUUCGGCCCAUGGACUUUCUGGAUGCAGCUGUGCGUGCCUGUGCAACAAAACUAACAGAUGCUAAGAGUGCCUAUCCACAUGUGGAGGCGGAUAAUCUCCCAUACAUAUGCAUGGACCUCAUGUAUCAAUACACUUUACUCACAGAUGGAUUUGGGCUAGCUCCAAGACAACUGAUAACAUUAGUGAAGCAGGUGAAGUAUGGGAAUUCCUUGGUUGAAGCUGCAUGGCCUCUAGGAAGUGCCAUUGAAGUUGCUUCUUCUUCAAAGUGAAGAUUGUAACGAGUAUGAUUCAUUAUCAUUAGCCAUUUGUAGACUGUUAUAUCUUACAGGAAAUACCAAUUUAUAACUUCAAAUAUACAGCAGUCUGUUAUUUUUUUGCUUCUGCAAUACAAUCAUACAAAAUGACCUAAUAUAUCACAACAAUAGAGUUGGACUUAUUUCA